Messenger RNA from Lymnaea stagnalis (great pond snail), 12932 nucleotides. Lineage: Eukaryota; Metazoa; Mollusca; Gastropoda; Lymnaeidae. The record is from the annotation of a GenBank genome assembly.
ACGAGGGGAAAAAAAAGUAUUAUAAUUUAUUUUUUUUAAAAUAUACCAUUAUACUAUUCAAAAAUAAAAUAUCUAAUGGAAACUUUGGCCUUGGCAUAAAUUAACAUAUAUAACAAAUGAAAAUUAUGUUGGGCUCAUAUUAUUGAUGGUACUAGUAUUGAGAAUAUCCAACUAACAUUAAUAUUUCAUUAAACAUAGAAUUGCAGAGUGGAGUGGUACCAGCAUAUAUCCCGGUAAAAACAAAAGGAAUUAACGGCAUUUGUGAUCUGGUGGCUUUUUCAAUUCACCUUAGUUUACAUGUAAUACUAUUUAUUUAUAUACAUUUUUGACAUAAUUUAAUACUGUUUUCAAUUCUUUAUAUAUUCUAUUCAUUGUAGAUGUGUUAAGCCAAAUAAAAGAUGUGGGCCGUGCGAAAAAAAUAAUAAUCAUUAUCACGAUGAUUGAGACUGCCCUAAGCCUAAUCACAGAGGGCCAAGGCUGCGCGGCAUUUUGGACCCGGGUAUCAGUAUCAGAAGUGAGAGUUUGACAGUUUGAAUUUAUGAAAAGGCUACGGCUAUUGGGACCCGGUAUCAGAAGUGAAAGGUUGGGGUUAUGGUAAAUGUAAAGGACAAAUGCCACGAUUUUAUCAAUGGCCGCGACUAAUGCCCAAAGUCCUAAGCCUAAAUCGAUCCCUAUGCUUAACCUGAACCCUAGUAAAUCGAUCCCUAUGCUAGCCACGUCGAUGAGAUCGGGGAAUUGCCGAAAACCGGGUAUCGUGAUUUCGUUAUCAAAAUGGCGACUUCCACUUUUUAAUUUACAGAGAGUCUCGUUGUUUACGAUUUUUUUGUUAAUUAUAGCUCAGCAAGCACAUUCUAUUUCCGCCCACAACUUUGAGUAGACAUGUUGUUUUAUGAUUAGACACUUUUGUUCUAAAAAAUAUUUGAGGUCUUAACUUUGAAAAUUGAAGGUAAAAUAAUGCUUGUUUUACUCAUUCACAUUUUUCUUUUUUUUUGGAAAGGGUGUCUUUCUUAAAUAAAAGAUGACGGGAGAUAAUAGCAUAAAUUACAACAUAUCAAAAAUUCAAGAGGUUAGCACCCAGUUCAAUGGUAAAAAAAUGCGUACCAAAUUUUUGUCAUGUGUGUCUCAAAAUGACCUAUUAUCGAUAACGAUUUUUAAUAUUUUUUUUUUUUUUAAAAAGUAAAUAACUUGAUUUACAAUAUUAAUCCAGCUUAUUAAUCCAAAAUAACUCAUACAAAAACAAAUAAUUUCAUAACACAGAUACCUAUUUUAACAACAUAAAUAUAUUUUAAACUUGUUUUGAUGCUUUCAUUGAGGUGUAUUGACUUGAGUAGAGGGUUAAACUGAAUUUAUUAUUAGCCUCAUUAUUAUUAUAAUUAAUAUAUUAAAUAUAACAGUUUAAUAUAUAUACAGGCCUAGAAAAGUAUAGGAUUUUAAGUACUGGUAUAGGCCUAGCUCCACCCCAACUCAUUAUUUGUGUGACACAUUAUUUGUUAUUUGUAAUGAUAUUUUAAUGAAUAUUAUGAUUCUUAAUGACUUAAUGCAUAGAUUAAGCAAAAAUGUAAAAAAAAAAAAAUAGUCGCUUACCUUUUAAUUGAAAAAUCCUAUAUUAAAUCACAUACCACAAUAUUUCAUAAGAGAAUUAUUACAUAAUCCUUGGUAUUCUCGAAGAAAAAACACACUUUCUGCCUUAAUAGUCCAAGAAUUACUUAAGAUAUUAUUAAUAAUAUUAAAGAACAAUCAUAAAAACUUAUACUUACCACAAGCAAAUGACUAGAACUUAUUUUAGUUUGUAUAAACCACCUAAGUUGAUUCUAUCAAUGCAUGUUUAUUUGUGAAACAAGAUUACUAACUUGUAAAAAAUGACAUACUAUUUUUUUGUCAUAUUCAGACAUUCAAAUGAUAUGGGACUAAUAUACAUAUAUAGAAAAUGGUAAAAUAAAAAGUGUAAUUUUAAAUUUUAACUAAAUGAAACAAGUAAUCCCUUUAUUAUUAGUUUAUACUUAUAAAUGUUAAACAAUUCCACAGAAAAUUUGAAAUUUAUAUCUAAAGAAUAUUAUUAUUAUUAUGAUUUUAGGGAAAUUUUUAAAAAAAUAUUUCAACAAAAUUAAUGAAUUAAUUUCAAAUAAGUCACGAGUCAGCAUAUUUAUACAUUUUUUAAAAGGAAAACAUCAAGAUUUUUUUUUUAAUUUUUGCGGAAUAUUAACAAAAACUAACUUAUAUUUUGUGGCUUUAUUUAGAAGUACUCUUAUUUAACUAUGUUUCCUGUAUAUAUUAUAUUUUUGUCUCAUUUUACAAUAAAUUUAUAGGCAUUCAAAAAAAAAGCAAAUUGAUGGUCACGAAAUAUGCCUAACCUGAACCCUAAAUCGAUCCCUAUGCCUAUUCUAAACCCUAAUUCACUGCAACUAUAAUAUGCAAGCAAAUAACGCCGUUGCAUUCGUGCUUUACAUUAGCCGGAUUUAUUUAAAAAUAUUUAAAAUUGUUGUGUUUGUAAGAUAAAAUUUGGUAUCCAAUGAAAGAUAAUUCUGAUAAUUAUUAUUAAUAAUUAAUAGCAUUUAGUCUAAUGUAGGGCAGGGAUUUCAAAAGUCUCACGUGCACCCAGUCUGCGCAUACUGAAAAAUCAUGCAAAACUUGUGAUUAUCUCCUUCUUGUGUGUUUUACGUCACAGUUUUCUAAUCAUAAACUAAUUAACUAAUUUAUCAUCAGUGACAUAGAUGUUACCUUUUAAUGUCUAAUCGUACCAUAUUGAAUUUUAUUGUACCGUUGCUUGAGAAAUUCACAAAGAGGAAUAACUUUAUUUCGUUAAUAAUGGCCAUUUUAAAAAAAAGUUAUGCAUUUAACUCUGUAACUAAAAAUGUUAAUUAGGGUAAAAGGAGGUAAUUGGCUCCAUGGGGUAUUGAGCCCUAAUUGCUCAGGUCAUAUAAUAAAAUGCUUGAUAUUAUUGAAAGAAGAGAGAAAGGCAUUAAACUUUUCUUGAUAGAAACUUACUAACCAAUCAGAGAACUUUUCACAACCAUUCUUGGGUUUCUAACCUAUGGGAUUGGUUUUAAUUUGCCUUUUUAGAUGAGUGCUUUUCCCCUCUAGUUUUCAGCCUUCUUCAAACCCUUUGUAAAACUUCAGCUAAGAGGAUGCUUCUUUAUUUUUACUUGAAAUUUUAUUUCUACAGUGAAAGGUUUUUAGUUUACAUACAAAAACAAGUACAACUAAACUCAGCAAGUACUUUUGUUUAGUUUUUAACUAUAAUAUGUGUAUGUAAUGAAUGAGUUAAAAUACUGAUAUUUGUAGAGCAAAUGAAGCUGGUCGUUUUUGCAAAGUAAAAUGGCAGUUGGAUGAAUGAUUUAGAGAUUUUUUAUAAAAAAGCUAUAAAAUUCACUUUAAUACUAAAGUUCAUUUUAAUAUUUUGAAUAGGAAGAAUUUGUAAAAGAGAUGUGGUUCUGUAGAUUAUUUAUUUAUUUAAUUAUUUUAUAAAAAUGAAUAUUUUAUAUAGCAGGGGCUUAACACCCCCAACUGUUAAAAGAUGAUUAAAACACCCAAAUAAUAUUGAUCAGAUUAAUAAAAUCCGUUUUAAUUCAAAUAACAUUAAACAGAUACAGUCUAAAUUGAAACAAAAGUUAUUAAUUUUUAGAAAUAGGUUUAAAAAAUUUUAAAUAUAGUUUUGAUAAUGAAAUCACAGAAAAAGCUGAUAUUGAAGCCAUGGAAUGGAUCUUUCAGAAUUGCCUAAAACCUAUUUGAAAAUAUAUGCAUUGAACAUGCUGGAGUUAAUUGCCCCCAUUUUGUUAAAUUUAAGUCAUAAUUAGUUUUAACUCUUUACCCUUUUUGUCACUAUAUGGCUUUAAAUUUUGCUCAUUAUAUCUUUUGUACUUCAAGAAAGAUGUGUGGUCUGUUAUUUAAAAACAUUUUAUGUUUGAAUUUAAUGAUAUUUAAUUACUUCAAAGAGAAAAACAAAAAGUUCUUGAAAACAUGGUGCUUAAUGCCCUCCAUUACCCUAUCACCAGUUAUCUCCCCUCUCAAAAAAAAAAUUAGUUGUCUGAAAUGGCUCUUCUCACUAAUUUAAUAUAAAGAUAUAAAAAUAUUUUCAUUAUUGUUCAUCUUUAAAAAUCUGCUUAGCACUAACCAAUUAGUUAAUAGGAAACAGUUUUACAAUAUUAUUAAAUUAGAAGUUAAUACAACCGAAUAAUUUAAGAAGUUUCUAUAAAUUUUAGUUUUUAUAGUCUGUUGAAAUUCUGACAAGUUUUGUCCCUUGAUAAACAUAAAUUAUAUGUACUUCGUUGAGUUCCGGGAAAUGCCAAAAAUCGGGUAACGUGAUUUCGUUGUCAAAAUGGCGACCUCCACUUUUUUUAUUUACAGAGAGUCACGUUGUUUACGACUUUUUAACUAUUUAUAGCCCAGCAUGUAAAUUCUAUUUCCGCCCACAAUUUAGAGUAGACAUGUUGUUUUAUGAUUAGUCACUUAAUUCCCCCAAAAAAUUGUGGGGCUUCACUUUUAAAAUCAAAGGUAAAAAAAAAAGGCUAAUUUAACCCUCAUUCAUAUUUUUGUGUGGAAAGCUUAAAUCGCUUCAUUGUAAGAAGCUUUAUAGAUGAUGGCAUUAGUUACAACAUAUCCAAGGUUAGGCCCACCGGUUUGGUCAUAAAUUCACCCGGAAAUUUUAAUCACGUGUGUCCCAAAAUUACCUAUUAUCGUUAAUGUUUGUUGCUUUGGUAAAUAACCUGUUUUACUCUGGAAAUCCAGCCUAUUAACCAAUAAUAACUCAUUUAAAAAUUUUAAAAAAUUAAUUAAUAACACAAAUAAAUAUUUUUUAAUAUGAUUUGAACCUUUUAUUGAGGGAUAUUAGGUUAAAUAAGGCCAUUAUUACAAUUAAUAGUUAAUUAUUCAUUAUUAGUUUUAUAUACUGGUAUUUAUAAUAUAUAUAUAUAUAUUUAAUAAUAAUAAUAAUAAAUUUCAUUUCAAAAACACGCUUCAUCCCCAAAGGCUCGAAGCGCGGUACAAAGUCAACCAUAUUAAAAAGAGAAAUAAAAACAAUCUAAAAUUUACCACAUUUAAAAACAGACACAACAAUGUAAAGCUACACACGAGCAUACCCAGUCAAAGUCUUUCAUUCCGUUUCAACCAUAAGUAACACAAGCCAAUAUACAUUAACUGAAAAAGAUGGUAGAUCGCAUCACCCCAGAAGGUGUUUGCGAAAUAGAUGUGUUUUUAAAUCAGUUUGAAAGGACUCCAGUGUCUGGCUGUUUCUGAGAGCGACUGGAAGUGCGUUCCAAAUUGUUGGGCCGGCAAAUGCAAAAGUGCGUUUUCCGUAAGUCUCAAGGCGAACACACGGUAUCGAUAUUUUGCCACUUUCGGAUGAGCGGAGCUCUCUAGUAGGUACAUAAGGCGUCAUGAGUGCUUUGAGAUAAGAUGGCGCCAGGUCAUGUAAGCAGCGGUAGCACAAAGUUGCAAUUUUGUACUCUAUGGGAGCGCGGACCGGCAGCCAGUGCAACUCCCUCAGAAGUGUUUUAGCAUGGUCCAAUUUGCUAUGAAUAUAUAGAUGCCUAGAAUAGUAUUACUCCCCCCCCCCCCUAUACUUAUAUGUAAUGAUAUAUUAUUGUGAUUCUUAAGGCAUAAAUUAAGUAAAAAUGUACAAAAAAUAUUCACUUACCUUUGGUAUUGAAAUAUCCUAUAUUUAAUCGCAUGUCACACUAUUCCAAAAUAGAAUUAUUAUAUAAUCCUCAGUAUUCUCAAAGAAAAAACACAGGGGUGAAUUUAGCUAUUAUUUACCUUCAAUUUUCAAAGUCUAACCAUCACUUUUUUUCUAAAAGAAAAGUGUCAAAUGAACAACAAACAUGUCUGCUUUAAGUUGAGGGCGGAAUUAGAAUUAACUAACAAAACUAACUUUAGCAAAAACAAUUCCAAACAAUACUACCCUCUGUAAAUUAAAAAGUGGAGGUCGCCAUUUUGACAACGAAAUUACGAUACCCGUUUUUCAGGUAUUUCCGGGGCAUACCGAGGUCCCUAUCUAUUAUUACUUAUUUAAGAUAUUUUUUUUAAAAAUUUAUGAGACAUUUAAUCAUUUUAUUAUAAAUGAAAGACAUCAAAUAAAGACAUGAGAUUUCAAAAUCAUCAUAGUAAUUUUUUUUAGGACAUACUGAUCAUACAAAAUUUACAAAAACAGAUUACUUUCAGCUCCUAGACAAAUAUUUAAUAUUUCUAAUAAAAUAAAAGUAACAGAAAUUAGUUUUAUUAAACAAAACUCUUGAAUAAUGUUAAAAAGUUGAAAGAAAUUGUGUAGAUUCAGUAAAUCAUUAUGUUAUUUCUACGUUUCUAAAUUUUAGACACGAAAAUUUUUAACUUUUUUGUUUAUAAAUAAAGAACUUUUUGGAAUUCCUUCCAUGGACAAAAAGACACAUUUUUACAUAGAUUGCAAGAAGUCUGAAGAGCAGUCAAAAAAGAAAAUGACAGAACAUCCCCAUUACUGUACCUUUUAAAAUUUAAUGGCACUGUUACUGGUAUGCUUGUAUUAGUCUUAUUAUCUUAUACUAUAAGUUAUAGGCUAUUGGUGAUAUUAGUAGUUUUUAUUGAUAAUCUCGUGCAUUGAAUAUUAAAAAGACUUCUACUUACCUUUUAUAAAUAUAAGAAUUGAUUUAAAAUUUAACCAAAGCAUAUAAUUCAUAUAAAUACAAUAAACAUUUUUUUCCCUUUAAAAAUUUUUUUUUUCUCCAAUUUUUCUGUUCAUGUUUUUUUUAAAAUGCCUUCAAAUAAAAUGAUCCAAAGUAGUUGAUGUUAUGUAAAGGUUUAGUUUUUUAAUGUGUUGCAUGCAGCAUAUUGCAAUGAGCAUGUCUCCUGAAAAUCUGGUAGCAUUAUCUUUUUAAAUAAAAAAAAAGUAGUGGGCAAAAUAAGGCAGACAUUUGUAAAUUCAGUCUUUAAAUACAAAGAUAAAGGAAGGGGUUUAAAAAAUUCACCAAAAAAUUUCAUAACUUAUUUCUGUAAAAGAUAGAAAGAUGAAAUUGGUAUUUUUGCAAAGCUUAUAACUAGGCCUUUAAAAUUAUGUAUCAUUUAUGGCAAUAGGACAAUAAUUAAAAUUUCUCUCAAAAUACCUAGUCUAAUGGGAACCAGGUCCAAAUAGCGGUGAUGUGUGUCACGCAUGCAGGUCCAUUUUGAUUAAAUGCUAUUCGGAUGUUAUUUGUGAUUGUGGUAGUUUAUUUUAGUUAGACUAAAGAAUUAAGUUUACAAACAUAUAGUCCAUUCAAUUAUCUUUCAUUCGUACCAAAUUUUAUCUUAAAAACCCAACAAUAACAUUUUAAAUAUUUUUAAUCCCAACCUCUCACUUCUGGUAGCAGGGUCCCAAUAGCCACUUUUUUAUUAAAAAAUAUUAUUGUAGGGUUUGUAGCAUUUAUUCCUAAUAUAUAGUCUACUCUAUAUAAGGCAUUAUAAGGUAAUGCAUCCCCUUAUUACUAAAACUAAAAUACCAGUAUGGAAUUGGGACUACUUAUUUUUUACUUUCAACUUUGGCACUUGACUAAUUAAAAACUUUCCCUGGCCGAUGGUUUAAUAGUUUUUGGAAAACUCUUAUGAAUGAUACUCUUAAAUAGCACUAAGGUAUAGAUGCAAGUGGCUGAUAUGAGUGAUACUCUUAGAUAGUACUAAGGUAUAGCCAUAUAGCAAGUGGCUGUAAAUAGUGGCCCAUGUCAACGUUUGUCACACAGAAAAUUGUGAUAAUUUAUAAUAUGGACUUUAGCAGGCUCAAAUAAAAAUAUUCCAGUUUAAAUGUCUUCAAAAUUUAUUCUGAAACACGAGUUAACAAAUAUUUUGAUUUAUAUAAUGGUAAUAAUUGAAUUUUUCCUAAACUAAGUAUCAGUUCUUUCUGCCAUUUAGGGGAGGGGGAGGGGGUGUCACAAUCCAAAAUGCAUAAUGAAGUCUACAGUGAGGAGAAUUGUGAAAAUGUUUCAUGAGCUGGCGCAUUGAAAUUUUGCACACAUAUAACUCACUAUAUUUUGCUAACAUGAUUUAGUAUGAAAGACAUCCUUUUAAAAUUUAAAUUUCUAUACUGACAGGUGCCUUAUAUUGACAUAGGAUAUACCGCAAUUAAAGAUGAUACCGGUAUAAAGAACAAUAAAACUCAAUGGGAAUGUAGGCCAAGAUGUUUUCUAAUGUGAAAAGGCAGAGUCAUACCUUAAUAAUGGGUCAAAUGGACUCACAUUUUAUUAAAAUUACACUCACAUUAAAAAAAAAAAACUCUGAUUCUAUUGCGCCUGUUUCUGAUAGAAAUACGUAGUAGUCUCCCUUGUGUUAUCUUCCACUUAUUAUACUACUUUUAACUCGUAUAGUAAAUGAUCACUGGGGGAUGUGCCUGGGCAUUAAUCAUGGUGCUCAGCUAUCACUAACUAACAAUGGCCUGUACCACUUUGUCCUGAAGUGGUCUGCCAGCCAGUUCUUUUUUCCCUUUCCCAAAUAAGUUAUUGGUACUUCUGGCUGAGGCCAGGCAGCCCCUGUCUUUGUCAGAGUGUUCGCUUUCUCAUUGCCACUGACGUUGACGUGACCUGGGAUCCAUUGCACUGUCACCUGGCCUCCUAGGUGAGUGGUGCCUGAUCUCUUUCCCAAGAUGUCGAGAGCAGAUCUUGAGUCGGAGUAGACGAUCACAUCGAGCCCCACAAGCUCCAUCCCUUUCAGCAUGUGAUACACUCUCUCCAAGGCCCUGUGUAUAGCGUUAAGCUCCGCAUCAAAAUUUGAUGCUGCCGUCCCACAGGGCCCCAAGAGUUCUUCAUUUGGUGAUCCCCCUACAGGGUACAGUAUGAGCGCACCAUACCCAGCAGUUCUUUCUCUCAGAUUGGCAGAGCCGUCUGUGAACACUUUCACUCAGUCUCUGGUAUGUUGGAAAACAUACCCAUAGUCUUAAGGGCAGCCGCUUUCUGAAAAUGUUCAUUCAGGGCUGCACUUCAUCACUGCUGCAUCGGUCUAGGCCAAAUGUAUGGAAGGACGUGAGGUUUCGGCGUAUGGUGGAUUGACUUGGAUUAGGUUCAGACAUUCUCUAUUGCGAGGCAGGUCAACUGUCCUCUCAAGAUCCACCACCUGGUGCAUGUAUGAAGAUCUAUUUAGCCACCCAGUUGUUCUACAUUUGAAAUGACGGUUCCUUCUUGUUCAGCCGUCGGUACCUCUCUUCGGUACUUAGUUUAGCUUUUUCCCUCCUUAUAUCUAACGGUUCUUCAUUGGCCAAGACCUCUACAGCAGCUGUGGGUGUGGUCCUGAAUGCGUCACAGAUGAAUCUCAUAGCCUGAUUCUGGAUUCGACCCAACUUUUCCAAUGCGGUCUUGCUUCCAAAGGAUUGGACUGGCAUGCUGGCAAUUACUCCCAACUUUUGCAACUUCAACAAUAGACCGGAUCUCCAGACCCAGCCAUAGGCCUGUCGGAGGUAAAAGAAUACAGCCACUGUUUGCAACUUUUUCUGAGGCCCAUCUGUUAAUGGACUGGAGAAGACGGAGCAUUUGAUCUCAUGCUGCAUUCCCUUGCGGAAGUCCGCUUGUAUUGGACUGAGACUCCCGGUACUCUCCAGGUACUAUUUAGAGUCUCUGGUUAACCAUUCUCUUGGCUACCUUCCCUAAACACCAUGUAGGGAGAUUGGACAGUAGCCGGUCAGUUGAUCAAAUUUCUUCCCUUCUCUGGGAAUAGUGAGGAGGGUAGCGCUAAGCCAAGCUCUGGGUAGGAUUCCAGUUACCCAAGAUCUUUAAUGAUUGACAAUAGCUGUGUCCUAGCUUUCGGGCCAAGAUUUGUUAUCAUUUUGUUGCUAAUCUUGUCCGGACUUGGUGGCGUUGCACUUGUCGAUGGCGGUUUGCAUAGUGAAAGGUGCACGAGCAGCAGCCGUCUUCAACUUUCAGGCUUUGGUCCAUGCUUUCUUCUGUUCACGAACCAUCUCUGCCAACCUCUUAUUCCAAAAAAGGGGCGGAACUUACGGUUUCCGUUGGUUCCAGGGAUAAUUUUCUUUGCCAGUGUGAGAAUACCACUAAGGAAAUUGCUGUAUGCAGUAUAGAGUAUACCAGUAACACUGCAGAUAGAAUCUAUAUGGAGAACAAAUUAAUAAAUAGAUUUGGUACAUUGUCUCCAUAUGGAUUGAACCAAAUCCACAAUUUUACUUAGCUGCCAUGUCUUUUUCCUGUUUGGUUUUUACAAUUAUGUUAAAAUCACUUCCUUUCUACUACUCUUUAUUUUGUUUUUGUCUGGUUUUAGCGCCCUCUCCUAUAUUUUUUCUGUUUUAGGUAGGAUAUGUAUAUUGAUAUAAUGUAAAUUUAAUUUAUACUUACUUAAAUGUGUUUUGUUUGUUUGUACUGAUGAAGGCAUGUGCCGAAACGUUUAAUUUUGUUUAGUGUAUAAUUAUUAUUAAAGCGUAACUUAUAUUGUUCUAUUGACACAAUUUGUUUGUGUCUUAUUAAUCUAUUUUAAGCUUUAUCGCAGUCCAACACUUUUUAUAAUUAGUUUGCUAAUGUACAGAGUGGGUACCGCUUGUUUUAGUUCAAUUAAGUCAUGAUUAUAAACAAGCUUAAAUUGAACGAUGAAAAGACCGAGCUGAUCCCCAUUGCUACCGCUCAAAAGCUAAAAUAUAUAACUAACACACAAACCCUUACUCUCUCAGGUAUGCAGAUAGAGUUUGCUCAAACAGUGCGAAACCUGGGUGUCUACUUAAACAGAACACUAACUAUGGAAAAUCACAUUAACAUGCUUUGCAAGGUGAUUUUUCUAGAGCUGCGCAGAAUUAAUCAUAUCAGAUCUUUCUUAACAUUAGGCGCAUUGAUGAGGCUGAUGUCUGCAUUCGUGCAUCGCGCAUGGACUAUUGCAAUGCUCUUAUGGUGGGUCUCCCAACUACGCUCCUGGAUAAAAUUAAAAAAGCACAGAAUAAUGCGGCUCGCAUUGUUCUUUACAAAUGCAAAUUGGACCAUGCUAAAACAUUUCUGAGAGAGUUGCAUUGGCUGCCGGUCCGCGCUCGCAUAGAGUACAAAAUUGCAACUCUGUUCUACCGCUGCUUGCAUGACCUGGCACCAUCCUAUCUCAAAGCGCUGAUAAUAGCAAACUCUCGAUACCACGUGUUCGCCUUGAGACUUCUGAGGGGUGUACUUUCGCAUUUGCUGGCCCAUCAAUUUGGAACACUCUUCCUAUCAGCUGAGUUAGAGGAUGAUUCAUGAUUGUGUGAUUGUAAAUGAGGCGUGCUUCCAUUUUGUCAUUCGGUUUCCACUUGCUGAGAUUCAUCCAUUACUUGACAUCACCUAUGCAAUCCUGCAAGGUUAAACCUUUUCUCUGCCCCCUCCUCGAUACGACCAAUCUUCCUUCCCAUUUUGUCUGUACCCUGUAUUUAAAUUUAAUCUCUCACCUACAAAUUUAAAUCAGAGAGCUGACUUAAAAUAGAUUGUUCAUUGCAUUAAAACAAUCAAUGUUAUUAUUCUAUUCCUUUUUAUAUUUUUUUGGCAGGGAAGGGGUACAGUUUUGUUCAAAUUCAAAGAGGGUUCUCUAUUCAUAGUAGCGAUCAAAGGCUACUUUCUAAGUCCUCGAGGGCGACAUACUUACGUUUGAUUUAUUUCUUGACCUUGUUUAUUAUCAUAAUAAUGGUUUACCCUUACUCUCUGUACCGGUACCAGUUCAUUAACUUAAAUAUUAGCUCUGUAAAUGCUAUACUGUUGCAGUUACGGAAGAGUUACUAUUGAUAUGACAUAACCAACUCUUCUAAUGUUUUAAUAAGGAUUAAUUAUUAUAUAUUAUAUUAUAAAAUACCUAAAAUACAUAAUUAAAAUAAUUAUCCGUACAGAUACUAGAUACUCAGGGAUUUGAGCUACUACUACUAGAGUCUAAUUAUUGUAUUUGUGUCAGUAAAAAUAAUUAUUUAUUUUGGUAUUAAUAGUAUUAUAGCUGAUUUCAACACAAAUUGCCUUUUUUCUCCAUAGACUUCUUAAAAUGAGUCGUCGACAGACACCAAGUGAAUUUCUUAAUCAAAUUCGGGGACGUCCAGUUGUUGUGAAACUGAACUCUGGAGUUGAUUACAGAGGUAAUUUAUAAUAAAAAGUAAAAACUAAUCUUUUUCAUGCACAGACUUAUAAGUGCUAUUAUUAUGUACAGAGAAAUUAAGGAGCAUACAUUUCCUGUAUAGCUGCUUCAUUCAGACAUUGCUCAAUCAUAAAUUUGAGUUUUUAAAAUGAUGCUAAUGAAAAUAUUUCCUUAGUGCCACACUUACUCAUAGGACCUGCAAAUUAUUACCCAGUAUCAUAGCCAUAGUCUCAGGCUUAAGGGCAUUUGCACAAAUGGCUACUGGCUCACGAUGAAGAUAAAUAGCCACACUUUCCAUAAAGUGUGUGUACCGACCAGUACAUACAUUUUUUGGUGGUGCUAAAUGGUUUACAAAAUAUUUUAUACAUUUUUUUAUAUGCUUAUUAACUAUUAAUAAUAAUUAUUUACAAAUAAUAAUAUGGAUCACAUUCAGAACCAGGAAAUGAGACAUGUUUGGUGCCAUACCAAUCAGCCAGUAUAUGGCCCAACAGCCAACACCAAAUAAAUUUGUUGGACCACCUGGGGAGAAAGCCUGUCAUUCAACAUGUAUGGGUAUUGGAAGCCUAAACUAGCAGUAAUAGCAGGAACUUAAAUUUCAGGGCCAGAGGAAUACCAUGCUAGUGGUUAAUUUAAAAUGUCAAGGACACCCUCAAAGUCCUCAACAUGAAUCUGCACCAUGUGUGAGGCAGAUCACUAUCUGUACCUCCUCCUCCAAAUCUAAAAAUAUAAAUAAUACAUAUGUAGUUCAACUUUAAAUUAUAUUUUUUCAAAUUUUAGGAGUGUUAUCCUGCCUGGAUGGCUACAUGAAUAUUGCAUUGGAACAAACUGAAGAGUAUGUUAAUGGCCAGCUGAAAAACAAAUAUGGUGAUGCAUUUAUUCGUGGAAAUAAUGGUAAAUGUUAUAUAAAUAUUUCUCAUAGUCUUAGCCAUUGUUUUUAA